AUCAUGUUCGUUAGUAGAGUAAACGCUAUAAGAGCCAGCAGAAAAGUAGAUAUAAACGUACUAGUACCAAUAAAGCGCUGUAUAGAUUACGCAGUCAAAGUUAGAGUCAGCCCAGACGGUAAAGGCGUCGAUAACACUGUAAAACACUCUAUGAACCCAUUCGAUGAAAUCGCUGUAGAAGAAGCUAUCAGAUUGAGGGAGAAGAACAAGUCGUUAGUUGACUCAAUCACUGCUAUCACUAUCGGUCCACAGAAAGCACAGGAUACACUCCGUACUGCACUAGCCAUGGGUGCUGACAAGGCUAUUCAUGUACAAGCAGAGCACAAUGUCGAACCCCUCCAGGUUGCAAAGACACUCAAGCAUUUCAUCGAUAGAGAUAAGUUUGAGUUAGUUUUAAUGGGUAAGCAGGCCAUCGAUGGUGAUGAAAACGCUACCGGUCAGAUGCUCGCUGGUUUGUUGGAUUGCGGACAGGCUACUUUCGCUUCUUCUCUUAAGGUAGCAGACGGAAAGGCUACCGUGACGAGAGAAAUAGACGGUGGUUUAGAAACAGUAGAGGGUAACCUUCCUAUGAUUGUCACCACUGAUCUCAGAUUGAACGAGCCACGCUACGCUUCACUUCCAAACAUUAUGAAGGCCAAGAAGAAGCCAAUUGAGAAUGUCAAAGAAAGCGAUCUCCCAGUAGACCUCAAGAACAGACUUGAGACUAUCAAAGUAACAGAACCUGCUCAACGUACAGGCGGACAAAAGGUCGAUUCCGUCGAUGAACUUGUCGAGAAGUUAAAGCAGAAUGCUCUGAUUUAAACUGAUUGUAACAUUAAUUAGCUAGAUUUAUAUUUUUUACUCAAAUAA
Messenger RNA from Wallemia mellicola CBS 633.66, 849 nucleotides. Its product is annotated as mitochondrion protein. Gene Ontology annotation, cellular component: cytosol. The coding region runs from base 4 to 801 and encodes 265 amino acids. The record is from RefSeq and is a predicted model, not a curated record. Lineage: Eukaryota; Fungi; Basidiomycota; Wallemiomycetes; Wallemiales; Wallemiaceae. Gene Ontology annotation, molecular function: electron transfer activity. The transcript has 2 exons.